Triticum aestivum (bread wheat) is the source of this 2631-nucleotide messenger RNA. RefSeq names its product putative receptor-like protein kinase At4g00960. The record is from RefSeq and is a predicted model, not a curated record. Bases 862 to 2619 code for a protein of 585 amino acids. Lineage: Eukaryota; Viridiplantae; Streptophyta; Magnoliopsida; Poales; Poaceae. Gene Ontology annotation, molecular function: protein kinase activity; ATP binding. Gene Ontology annotation, biological process: protein phosphorylation. The transcript is spliced from 9 exons.
UGUUAUUUCAAUUGCUUUUGCUCAUGAGAACUAUUGAUGUAAAACAAGUAAAACGUUAAAACAAAUAUAACGGUUCAUUUUGGGAGAGUGGUUUUGGUACGUGCAAGACUAGGUGCAUGAGUUUAGGAUUUACAUACUUGUACAUCUUGAAGAAAUAAUUCUCAGAAAUUCCAUAUGUGAGGAUCGUGUUAUAACAUAUGCACAUGCAAAAAUAUUAUGAAAAAAAAUGGUUUGAUAUAUCCUGCACCAAGAAAGCCAAAAGACUUAACUUACUUUAUGUAGUUUACAAUAUUAACCACCUUUUCUUCUGCAGCACAGGCGGAGCAGAGGGCUAGGCAAAGUUUGGGGCUAGCCCAACCCAAUAGCUAUUUUCAUGUCUUUCAUUUGCAAUUUCCAGAAAAGCUUUUCUAAAGGAUGCUAGGCAAAGUUUGGGGCUAGCCCAACCCAGUAGCUAUUUUCAUGUCUUUCAUUUGCAAUUUCCAGAAAAGCUUUUCUAAAGGAUUUUGGGCCUCGGCCCUUGUUUGCAGCUGGUGCAUAAGUUUUAACAUGAUGCGCAUAAAUUACUUCUACAAAAUUUCUUAAAAUGCACAUGUCUCCAAAGCAUAACUUAGGCACACGCGAAUGCAAUGCACAUCUGCAUUUCCUUAUUACGUUGAAAGAAGAUCACGGUAGCAUACUUAGAAUAGCGUUGCCUUAAAUGUUGGUUGUCACGCGAGUUAUUUACUUGAUAAUUUUGUUGUAAAAUUAUUAUGUGCUACUAGAGAAAGGUAGUAACUUAGUCAUUUGGCAGUUCUUCAUUCAAUUUUGUUCUACUAGGAACACACUUUAUUUAUUGUUAGUGUUGAAAGUGCAUAGCAUGAAAUGGAUUAUACAUUAGAUAUACAGAUGGAUCAUGAGGUCCUGGAGCAUAUACUUGAUGGAAGAGAGAAGCCGAAAAAUCUAUCACUCGCACUUUUGAAGGAUGUCACAGGAAAUUUCUCGGGCGAUCGAGAAAUCGGCCACGGUGGAUUUGCAACCGUUUAUAAGGGAGUGCUCCCAAAUGGGAACUACGUUGCAGUAAAGAGGAUAAAGAACAUCCAUUCAAUCAAUGAGACGUUGUUUUAUCGCGAAGUUGACAGCCUGUUGAACAUUGAACACGAAAAUGUUGUACGGUUUCUUGGCUUCUGUGCUAGCACAGACCAGAUAGCCAUAGAAAAAGAAGGAUCAAAAGAAUUUAUUUACGCAGAGGUAAGAGAAAGACUACUCUGCUUUGAGUAUAUCAGCAAUGGAAGCCUGAAAAAUUAUAUUACCGAUGAAUUAAGGGGACUUGAAUGGAACACGUGUUAUGAAAUAAUUAGAGGCAUUUGUGAAGGUUUGUACCAUCUGCACCGGGAAAAGCAAAUUUAUCAUAUGGAUAUGAAACCUGACAAUAUACUGCUAGAUAAUGAUAUGGUUCCGAAAAUCACUGAUUUUGGUUUAUCGAGACUAGAUGAAAAGUCACAAACCAUGAGUGAAGACCGCUUCGGAUCAGUAGGAUACUGUGCUCCAGAAUACCUACAGCAGGGAAAGAUGUCAUUCAAAUCAGACAUGUACAGUUUGGGUGUUAUAAUUAUUGAACUAGUGACAGGACAGAAGGCGAUCCCCAACAAUAAUAAUGUACUUAGGAGAUGGAGGCACAGAUGGAAGAAAACAGGGAAGGAAACACCAUUGGUUUACCAACAAGUAGCAAAAUGCCUCGAAAUUGGGUUACUAUGCCAGCAAAUUGAGCCAUCCAAACGGCCUUAUAUAUGGGAUAUGAUACAUGUUAUUAGAGAAACUGAAGGUGCUAAUGGAAAAAUCAGCAAUUCCUAUGAACAUACAUUUGGACAGAUAAGCCCUUACUCGGAAGAUGAUAUGCUUGGAAUUGAGCCACUCCAACUACAUUUUCCUUUUGAGCUUAACAAACAGAUGUCAUGUGCACUUCAGCUAACCAAUGAGAUGGACUGUUACAUUGCCUCCCACGUUGAAAAUACGAGCCCGGUGUCAUACAACACACAGCCACAGAAAGGCAUUAUGCCUCCACGAUCCAAGUGUAAUGUCGAAAUAACAUUGCAACCGCAGGGCCAGGCUCUGAGAGAUCGUGCCAAUGAAUUUGUUGUAUGGAGCACCACAGUGAAUGGUGGCCUUAUAGUUGAGGAUAUAACUAUAAACAUGUUCAUUAAAGAGGCAGACAACGUGGUUGAUGAGGUGAAUUUAGAUGUCGUUUUUGACGGUGGUGAGCCACAAGAAGCAAGUAAGAAAACAAGCGAGCCACAAGAAGCAAGUAAGAAAACUAGCGAGACAAUCCCACCUUUAAUGCAGAUCAUAGAUAAUGGUGAAGUUCAGACGAUCGAUUCUAUAGAUGCAGAUCUGACAGAGCCAUUGAUUAUAACAAGUCACUCAGAUGGCAGUGGAAGAGCUGCUUGCUGCUGCGGAAGUCUACGUGAGGCUGCUGCUUGCUGCUGCGGUAGUCUAUGUGAGGCUGCUGCUUACUGCUGCCCCUAUGCUGCUUGUUGGUGCUGCGGCUGUGCUGUUGCUUUCUGUCUUUCACAUUUUAGCCAUGCUGCUGCUGCUGCUUGCUGUUGCUUGUCCUGCCUGAUGCGUCGUUUGUCACACAGUUAAUAUCAUCUACGA